GGAUCCGUGGAAAAUGGCGCCGUGGAUUUGGUUGGUUCGUGUGGUGUGGGGGUCGGUUCUCGCCUCGGAUUGGUGGAAAUGACCCAAUCACAGGUCGCAAAGGGAGCAGAGGUCUCUUCUUCUGAGUAUAAGGUUUGGCAGGGUCUGGCGGCAUCACCAAUCAUAACCUGGCAAGGUUGAUCCAGGAAUAAUCGGUCACAGCACAAUUUCAUCCACGAUGACCACCAUCACCGACGACACAGCACCCCACGCGCAAGUGCCGCGUGUGAAGAAGGAGAAGAAAGAGAAGAAAGAGAAAAAGGAGAAGAAGGAGAAGAAGGCCAAAAAGCGUACCCGCGACGAAGAUGCGGCUGACAAAGUGUCAGCCGAGGACGCGCAAGUUGCCACGACGUCGGCCGAGAGUGACAACGACGUUUCUGUCAAGGACGAACCCGUGGUGAAGAAGCCCAAGACGCACAACGUGUCCACCAUUGGCGAAGACAACCCGCCCCUGUCCAACUUUCGCAUCUCCGCAGCGACGAUCGACAACCUCGAAAAGCGCGGCAUCCCGACCUUGUUUCCUAUCCAGGCCAUGACGUUCGACUCGAUCUACGACAAGAAGGACUUGAUCGGUCGGGCUCGCACGGGCAUGGGUAAAACGCUGGCGUUUGUCUUGCCUGUGGUCGAGCUCUUGCUGAAGGAUGGCCUUCGCAAGAACCGCGGUCGUCCGCCGAAAGUGAUCUGCAUGGCGCCGACGCGCGAACUGGCCAAGCAAGUGGCCCAGGAAUUUGAACUGACUGGCCCAACCUUGUCCACGACGUGCAUCUACGGCGGGGCGUCGUAUCAGAGCCAGAACAGCGACUUUAGCAAGGGCGUGGACAUCGUCGUGGGCACAACCGGGCGCAUCUGCGAUCACUUGGAGCGCGGGACGCUCAAGCUGCACCAGUGCUCGUUCUUGAUCUUGGACGAAGCCGACACGAUGCUGGAAAUGGGUUUCCGAGAAGACAUCCAAAAGGUAUUUGAAGCCAUGCAAUUCGCCAAAGCCGCCGAAGACCACCACAUCCAAACGCUGCUGUUUUCGGCGACGAUUCCAUCAUGGGUGGAGACCGUCGCAAAUCAAUACAUGAGUCCUACCCGCGAAUACGUCAACAUGGUCAAGGACAACGAGGCGCAAGCGUCCACGGACGUCGAGCACAUUGCGAUUCCGUGCCACUGGCAAACACGCGCCGCGUUGCUCGCCAACUUGAUGUCCAUGUAUGCCACCAAGACGAGCCGCACGAUCAUCUUUGCCGAAACCAAAAAAGACUGCAAUGAACUGGCCGUGAACCCCGACAUCAAGCAAGAUGCGCAAGUGCUGCACGGGGACAUUGCCCAGGGCCAGCGGGAAACCACCAUGCAAGCGUUUCGCGACGGCAAGAUCCGGUUACUGAUUGCCACGGACGUGGCUGCCCGAGGGUUGGACAUGGACGUGGACCUGGUCAUCAACUCGGAGCCGCCGCGUAAACAAUCGGGCCGCGCCGACUGCGAAACGUACGUCCAUCGGUCUGGUCGCACGGGGCGCGCCGGCAAGAAGGGCAUUUGCAUCACGUUGUUCACGCCCAAGCAAAAGGACAACUUGAUCCUUAUCGAACGCCACAUCAAGCGCAAGUUUACUAUGCAGAGUGCGCCCAACGUGGACGACAUGAUCACCACGUCCGGCGCGACCGCGUCCGCCGAGAUCGACGCCGUGCACAAAGACAUGAGCGCGCUGUUUGUCCCCCAUGCGGAGGCCCUGGUCGAGAAGCAUGGCGCUGUCCAGGCGCUGGCCGCGGCGCUUGCGUGCAUCACCGGGUACACCCGACCGACGCCGCAAGCGUCGUUGCUUACGGGUGCCCCGGACAUGGUGACUGUGUUGUUUGAGAGCACCAACCCCAUCUACGCCAAAGGCUAUGUGUGGAACGCGGUGAACCGCGACAUUCCGGAAGAAUUCGCCGGCGCUAUCAAAAACAUGCAACUCACGGCGGACUCGAUGGGCGCAUGCUUUGAACUGCCGCUCGCUGGGCUGCCUCUGCUGGAGGAAUUGAUGAAGAAGGACCAAGGCGAUUUCAAGUGUCCGUAUUCGAUCCCCCGUGCCCUCCCCACCAUGCAAGAAAUCCCUGCCCGAAGCAACGGCGGCGGUGGCUACGGUGGCGGACGUGGAGGUGGCUAUGGCGGACGAGGGGGUGGUGGAUACGGAGGCCGUGGUGGAGGCCGUGGAGGAGGUGGCCGCGGCGGAGGAGGCCGCGGUGGACGUGGUGGUCGACGCUAUUAGAGUUGAAUUUAUUAUAUAACAUAAACGGCCAAUUAUUGCCCCAAUAUCAUUCUAUUAGAGUUG
Molecule: messenger RNA, 2332 nt
Organism: Aphanomyces astaci
Lineage: Eukaryota; Oomycota; Saprolegniomycetes; Saprolegniales; Verrucalvaceae
Exons: 1
Coding region: 218-2269 (683 amino acids)
Molecular function (GO): ATP binding; RNA binding; RNA helicase activity
Source: RefSeq, a predicted model, not a curated record